UGGCCACGUGAGCAGUGUUUGCGGAAGCGGCUGUGCAUGUGUGUGUAUAUCGACAGGGGGGGGAGGAGUGCAAUGGCUCAGGCGGCUCAACCCAACAAAAACCCGCCGGAGGACCGGCCCCGUCCGCGGAACGUGUCCCGGGAGGAGGCGCUGAAGCUGGAGGGAUACAGACACGCCUGCCAUGUCAUGCUGUACGCGCCGACCACCGCCAAGCUCUUCGACCGUGUCCCCAUCAGAUACAUUGUGCUGAUGAUGAUGAGGUUUGAUGGUCGCCUUGGUUUUCCAGGAGGAUUUGUAGAUCUGAGAGAUUGUUCUCUGGAAGACGGCCUGAACCGGGAACUGCUGGAGGAAAUGGGCCCUUAUUUUAACACCCUGAAGGUGACGGAACAGGAUUAUAAGAGUUCUCAGGUCCGAGAGAUUCCACAGAAGGCCGUCACACAUUUCUUUGCCAAAGAACUAAAAGUAGAAGAGAUGGAAUCCAUUGAAAAAGAGGCUGUCCAUGCGAAAGACCACGGAUUAGAGGUUAUGGGAAUAAUCCGAGUUCCCCUUUAUACGUUACGUGAUGGUUUUGGAGGUCUUCCUGCCUUUCUUUCAAACAACUUCAUUGGUAACUCCAAAAGCCAACUCCUAUACGGGCUGCGAUCCCUCCGCCUACUACGCGAGGACCACAUCCAAGACGCAAUAUGGUCUAGUCAGAAUAUUCAGUUUUGAGUGUGUCGGUUGUUUAGGGAGAUGCAGAUAAGAUGUCCUUGUGGCGUGAUUAUGUAUAGAAAAAAUAUGGAUAUAAAAAGUUUCUGAAUA
Rana temporaria (common frog) is the source of this 801-nucleotide messenger RNA. RefSeq names its product U8 snoRNA-decapping enzyme-like. The record is from RefSeq and is a predicted model, not a curated record. Lineage: Eukaryota; Metazoa; Chordata; Amphibia; Anura; Ranidae. Gene Ontology annotation, biological process: mRNA catabolic process; sno(s)RNA catabolic process. Gene Ontology annotation, molecular function: snoRNA binding; phosphodiesterase decapping endonuclease activity. The transcript has 3 exons. Bases 37 to 711 code for a protein of 224 amino acids. Gene Ontology annotation, cellular component: nucleus.